AUGAAUACAAAUCUAUUAUACAUUCCAUAUCGUGAAACUGAUACUAUAAAUUUAGGAAAUGAGUUGAGAAAUAUCAUAAAGAAGGAGUAUUUUCAGCCAUCCUCAAAGUUUGAUAAAGACCUUCAAACAAUAACAGACUUAAGAAAUAGCAUAAGCAACUUACAAAAUGAACAAGUCAAGAAUAAUGAUGAAUUGGUUAGUAUUCAAUACUAUCAUCAGCUUAGCAAUGUGAUCAAAAAGUUUCCAGAUGAAUGUGUCGAAUUUUGUUGGUACGGUACUUUGGGAUAUGGAAGAAGUGGCCCCACUAGAUCAAGAUCAUUAAAAAUCGAGCAAUUGAAUAUUUUAUAUCAAUUGGGAUCGUAUUUUUCACAGGCAGCCUUAAAGGAAUCAAGGUAUACCGAUGAAGGAUUGAAAAAGUCCUGUUCAUAUUUACAAUCUGCAGCAGGCUGUUUCGAUAAAAUGAUUUCACAAGUACAAAAAGAGAAUGAAAAAGAGACGGGAAUGAUUCGUAUUCCCAAAGACCUACAACCAGAAACAUUACUAUUUUUGAAAAGCUUAAUGAUAGCACAAGCGCAAGAAACUAUAUGGCAAAAGUCACUUGCGUCAGGAAUGAAAGAUUCAGUUAUAGCUAGACUAUCGAUUCAAACAUCAGAAUAUUACUCGACUGCAGCCAAGUAUGGUAACUCGUCUGAAUUUAUUAAGUUGGAGUGGAUUAAUCAUGUAACAGUCAAGCAAUAUCACUUUAAGGCUGCGGCACAUUAUAGAAUAUCUAUUCUCAAUCACGAAAGCUUCAAAUACGGAGAACAGGUUGCGAACUUACAAGUUGCACUUGGUAGUUGUGAAUCCGCAUUCAAAAAGAAGAAGUAUGUGAAUGAUUUUGUCGUUGAAGAUUUACAAGGGUUAACCGAGACUAUUAAAACCACUUUGAGGGUCGCUGAGAAAGACAAUGAUUUAGUCUACUUGAAGCCUGUACCGAAGGAGAGUGAUUUGCCUCCAAUUUCUGGAGCAACUCUAGUAAAAUCCAUUUUACCGCAAACAAUUGAAUCAUCUAGUGAAAGUAAUAUCUUAUUUAAAGAAUUGUUACCUUAUCUAAUAGUUCAAGUAGGUCAGGCAUAUCGUGAGAGACAGGAUACAUUUAUAAGGGAACUGUUUAUAGACCCAAUUCAAUCCUUAAAUAAAAUGAUGUACAAAUUUAUCACCGAACGGAAUCUACCAGCAUCAAUUGAUACUAUUCAAAAACCAGAAAAUUUGCCAGAAUCAAUUAUACAGCAUUCACAAGAGAUAAUAUCUUAUGGUGGUACGAAACUCAUUGAAGAUUCGUUAAAUGAAAUCGCAAAAUUGACGUUGGAAAGUAGACACAUUUUAGAAGGCUGUCAAGAAAGAUUAAAAAUUGAGGCAGAUGAGGAUGACAUAAUGAGAGAAAGACAAGGAUCCCAACGAUGGGCAAGGUUGAAAUCAAGUGAAGCAUCUGCUGAACUUAUUUCUAAGAUAAACAAAAUGGAAACAUAUUUAGAUCAGGCUAAGGAAGGUGAUCAGUUUAUCAUUUCUCAGUACCGUGAAAUUGAACAAUAUUUGCAAUUGUACUGUGGAGGUUAUAAAGAGUUAAUACAGUUCAUCCCUAAUUCAACUUACGUCAAGUUAAAUACAAAGAUUAAUGAAAUUAUUAUGCAAUUAAGGGACUUAAUAAAUGAAGUUGGUAGGAUAGAGAAUCAAAGAAAACAAUUUUUAACAAGGAUAGAAAUAAAAGCAAGAAAUAAUAAUAUUCUUCCCAGCAUAAUUGAUAGUUUUAAAAAGAAACAAUACAAACUUUACGAGGAGGGUUCAGUAAUAGAUGAAAGAUCAUUCGAAGAUGUUUAUGAAAGGCAUAUUACAAUGUUUAACAGUGACCUUAGAUUUUUAGAAGAUCUGAAACAUGCCCAAAUUGCAUUAGAAGGAAGUAUUGAUGAUUUAAACCAGAAAUUUGAAUCUGAGUAUCAACAAACAAACAAUGAGUCACAAUAUAAGAGACAAGAAGUACUACAAACUUUAGAAAAUGUAUAUACAAAAUAUUUGGAAUUGAUAUCAAAUCUUAACGAGGGAUCGAAAUUUUACAGUGAUUUCAUUACUAAAAGCAAUAGUGUGCUAAAAGAAUGUGAUGAGUAUGUGUAUCACCGCAGAGUAGAAGGAAGGGAACUUGAACUGUUCUUGAAUAACCAAUCAGUACCAGCAAAAUCAUUAGAUUCUGGACAACUGACCCCUACUUUUCCUUCAGAGUCUAUGGGUGGUACAUGGGACCCAAAUCAGGGUAUAAAGUUUGGAUAA
This is a messenger RNA of Debaryomyces fabryi, 2301 nucleotides long. It is a transcript of the gene RIM20, whose product is annotated as Rim20p. The transcript has a single exon. Gene Ontology annotation, cellular component: endosome. The record is from RefSeq and is a predicted model, not a curated record. Gene Ontology annotation, molecular function: protein binding. NCBI's taxonomy places the organism in Eukaryota, Fungi, Ascomycota, Pichiomycetes, Serinales, Debaryomycetaceae. The coding region runs from base 1 to 2301 and encodes 766 amino acids.